CCUCACAUGGACGAUGGUAUUACACUGUGUCCAACACUUUAAGCCCUGAUGUGGGACGAGUGCAAAGCUUAAUCUCACACCCCACACACGCCAGCGACCUGCCUCAGGGCAUGGCUCAGAUCCAACUCAUUUAGUCAUUCCUUAGCGAGGCUGGGUAAAACCUCUCUACGAGGUGUUGAAGAUCGUCCACGACGAUAUUAUCGCGAGACCGAGGUAAGCUGUCCAUCUCGACGCACUCCUAUCCGUCUUCCACGAUGCGAUCUCAUUUCCUCUUCCACGAGGCCGAGGUAAGACGUCCGCUGCGAUGCACUCCCAUCCGUCUCUCACGGUGUGAUUUUAUUUCCUCUUCCACGAGGCCGAGGUAAGCCCUCUCCACGAGACACUCCAAAUCGUCCGCGACGAUACUAUUCGCGAGGCCGAGGUAAGCCGUCCAUCUCGACGCACUCCUAUAUAUCCGUCUUCCACGACGUGAACUAUUUGCUCUCGGAUCUAAGGCGAGGGGGUGCAUCAUUUGUGCCUAUCUCACUUACCCUAGCAGCUCUCAUUUGAAGACCCCGGUCUCACUAAGGAUGACGUCAAGGUUUGUUCUAGACCAGACUACUACACGAUCGGCACAAUUCGCUGAUUAGGCCUAUCUUUUGUCCAAAACUUUGGACUCAACUCAUACGUUGAUUUACUUUUCUCGGCCGCGUGGUGACCGGUCUGCCCGAGCCCGCGAGCGCCUUGUAUUCUUUUUUGAACUUAUUUUGCAGGUUAGAAGGAUGAGAAGGCUGAGAUCGGCAUCGGCCACCUCAUGAGGCACCCAUGCCCCACCUUGUGAGGCACUUAAGCUCGGCCUCAGCCACUCAGGCUCGGCCUCAACCACUCAAGCUCGGUCGCAGCCACUCAAGCUCGGCCUCAUCUGCUCAAGCUCGGCCUCAUCCACUCAAGCUCGGUCGCAGCCACUCAAGCUCGGCCUCAUCCACUCAAGCUCGGCCUCAUCCACUCAAGCUCGGUCGCAGCCACUCAAGCUCGGCCUCAUCCACUCAAGCUCGGCCUCAUCCACUCAAGCUCGGUCGCAGCCACUUAAGCUCGGCCCAGCCGCUCAAGCUCAGCCUCGACCAUCUUAAGGGGCCAGAGACUCCCACCGGAGCCGAGCAUGGACACUACUACCCUUCACCUUGGAAUUCUUCUUCGGCUUAAGGAGUGGGGGACUCCGGGUGCUCAGCUCGUGAUUGUUACUGUAACACCCUAAUCCGUCCAGGUCUGCAGCCCCUUUCGGACUAAAGUAUUGAUUUGGUAAUCGUGAUAAUUUAAAACAUUUCAAACAUUUUUAUUUAUAAAUAAUAUUCCAUACAUAAUUGUAGAAAAUGCGGAGUGUUUAAUAAUAAUGCGGAAGCGACUUU
Molecule: messenger RNA, 1385 nt
Organism: Cuscuta campestris
Lineage: Eukaryota; Viridiplantae; Streptophyta; Magnoliopsida; Solanales; Convolvulaceae
Source: the annotation of a GenBank genome assembly